Molecule: messenger RNA, 628 nt
Organism: Neopelma chrysocephalum (saffron-crested tyrant-manakin)
Lineage: Eukaryota; Metazoa; Chordata; Aves; Passeriformes; Pipridae
Gene: CYREN
Product: cell cycle regulator of NHEJ
Exons: 2
Coding region: 56-343 (95 amino acids)
Biological process (GO): negative regulation of double-strand break repair via nonhomologous end joining; double-strand break repair via nonhomologous end joining
Cellular component (GO): nucleus; cytoplasm
Source: RefSeq, a predicted model, not a curated record
CUGCCCGCGCUGAGCGCCCCCCUGUGCGCGGCCCAGGGCGGCGGCGGCGUAUUGUAUGAACGAGGCGGAGCUGGUGGAGGUGGCCUUGGCAGUCCUGGCCGAGAAUCUACAGUGCGAGGAAAGUGAAGAGAAGGCCCGGUCUGGGAGCAGAGAGGAGCAAGAGCUCCAGCCAACACUAAACGAGGCUCCUGGGAGCAAGGCCAACGCGGGGGAAGGCAGCGACCACAGUGCGGCGCUUCCAUCCCCUUCUGGUGCUAGUGCUGGUGCCGAGACACACAGCGCAGGCGGGGAGAACUCUGAAGACGACGUUCUGAAAUAUGUCAGGGAGAUCUUUUUCAACUAACAUCUCCUCUGUGACUCUCCAGGAGUAGAGGGGACAGUGGGGCGAGUGUCCCUUCCCAUGGUGCUGAGGACAAUGGGAGGAGGGCCUGGAGCAGGCUGUGUAUCUGCUGUGUUGGUGCCCUGUGGAGCUGGUAGGAUACCCAUGAAAGCCAGGGAGGGGAAAGGAAGGAGGCACUCACUUCACCUAAUCCAUGCUGGGUUCAAUGGGAUUUGGCUCCAGAUUAGGAUGUGUUCAUUUCUGUUUGGCAUCUCAGAGCAUGGACAGAUUAAAGAGGACAUUCUGGUU